GGCCUCUGAGUGUGGGAAAGCUAAUCCAGCCUGGUACACAUGGCUUUGUAAUGCUAAUGGCCUCCUAUAAAUAGGGGAGUGGGCUCCUAUCUCAGCUCACAACCUUCUCGCCUUCCUCAGAGAAGCACACUCUCUGUCUAACAGAAUGGCUCCUACCUACACCAGAGACUCUGACAACACCAUGCUCUCUACUAAAGACAAACAUAAACUAAGGAAACCAGUUGUGGAGAAGAUGCGUAGAGACCGCAUCAACACCUGCAUAGAGCAGCUCAAGACCCUGCUGGAGAGGGAGUUCCACAAACAGGACCCCAAUGCCAAGCUGGAGAAGGCUGACAUCCUGGAGAUGACGGUGGGGUUCCUGAAGCAGCAGCUGCAGCCUCAGCGCCCAGUCCUUCAGAGGGCCCACAGUGAGGGCUACUCCCAGUGCUGGAGGGAGACACUGCACUUCCUGUCUUCCAGCUCCAUGAAGGACAUGAUGCUCCAUAACCUCCAGAGAGCUGGACAGGACAUCUGUCUCUCCUCUCCACUCUCCUCCCAACACCAAAACCACAGCCAGGGCCCAGUGAAGCAGGCCAUCACAGGCCACAAAUCAGUCUGGAGGCCUUGGUAGAACCACUGCAUAGAGAGACUAUCUCACAAACUGGAUGGAUGUUUACCAUCUUUCUUGCUGUAGGAAAUACAUUUCCAAACGUUAUAUUGAAAUUAUAUUAUUUUCUUGUUAUAUUUGAAUGGAAUUCUACUGAUGUGAUUAUUUGUUCUCAGAGAAGGAGCUGAAAACAUAUUUGUAUUAAUUCAUAAUGAAGAAUAUGUUUGAUAUUUUACGUGUAUGUUUAUGUGUGUAUGCAUUUUGUGCUCACUUGAUGCACCAAUGUGUUCUUUAGUCCUUUCAUUUUCUAUGAAGAUGAUUUGUAAAGGUCAUAUCUUAACGUGUAUGGUUGCUUAGCUUACUCAAAUCUUGCUUUAACUCUAUUGUAUGUACUGUCCUAUUGAAGGACAUUUACAAAUGCUUUGAUAUGUCUUUUGUAAAGGCUUUUUGGGACAUUGUUGUUCCACCAUAGGCACUGUUGUGCUGUGAAAUGUAUUGUUGACACCGUGUGUCUUUCAUUCUCACUUGAUAAAGUGAACAGACACCUAAAAUGGAUUCCAAUAAAUGUUUUGGAAAGUAACCAAACUGUGUGUGUGUUUC
Messenger RNA from Oncorhynchus mykiss (rainbow trout), 1186 nucleotides. RefSeq names its product transcription factor HES-5-like. Lineage: Eukaryota; Metazoa; Chordata; Actinopteri; Salmoniformes; Salmonidae. Gene Ontology annotation, molecular function: protein dimerization activity. The record is from RefSeq and is a predicted model, not a curated record.